This is a messenger RNA of Nerophis lumbriciformis (worm pipefish), 1740 nucleotides long. NCBI's taxonomy places the organism in Eukaryota, Metazoa, Chordata, Actinopteri, Syngnathiformes, Syngnathidae. The record is from RefSeq and is a predicted model, not a curated record.
AUGUAUACGCGGCUGAUUUUAACCAAGUACCCGCUCCUGGGAUUGCUGUGGAUGAUUGCCGCCCUAUCGGGCUCCCGGAGCUCCGUGGCAGCUGCGGGGAGGAGCUGUGCCGACACCCGGCAGGUGUACGCGGAGAAGGGUUACAGCACCGGCACGGCACCGGUGACUCAAAUCUCUGGCGAGCACUUGAGGCUCUGUCCUCAGGACUACACCUGCUGCUCCAGUCAGAUGGAGGAAACACUUGCCCUUCAGAGUGAGCGGGACUUCCUGAAAUCUGUGGAGGAUCACAGCCAGUUCCUGUUAACCACCUUUACCCAGAGGCAAAGACGAUUUGACGAGUUCUUCAGGGAACUGAUAGACCUGUCUGAAAAGUCCAUGAACCAGAUGUUCACUAAGACCUAUGGACGCCUCUUCACGCAGAACUCUCACGUCUUCCAGGAACUGUUUGUGGAGCUGCGCAGAUAUUAUUCAGGGGGAAGUGUAAGUCUAGCAGAAGUUCUGUCGGACUUUUGGUCCAGAUUGGUAGAGCGGGUCUUCACUCUGGUCAACCCUCAGUAUCAGUUCAGUGAUGACUACCUGGAGUGCGUCAGUAAGCAUGCCGAACAGCUGCAACCAUUUGGAGACGUGCCUCGUAAACUGCGCGUUCAGGUAUCCAGAGCUUUCAUUGCUGCUAGGGCACUAUCACAGGGCUUGGCCGUUGGUCGCGACAUUGUCAACAAAGCCACAAAGAUGACACCAACCGCUGAGUGCGUGCGUGGCCUGAUGCGUCAAUGGUACUGUCCGCUGUGUCGAGGGAUACCCUCUCUGCGUCCAUGCCGCGCAUUCUGUCUUAACGUAAUGAAAGGCUGCUUAGCCAAUCAGGCCGACCUAGACACAGAGUGGGACUAUUUCAUCGAUGCCUUAUACCAGGUGGCCGAAAAGUUGGAGGGUCCGUUCAACAUGGAGCUAGCAGCUGACUCCAUUUCCGUCAAAGUGUCGGAAGCUAUAAUGCACAUGCAAGAACACAGUGUCACUAUCUCCACUAAGGUUUUCCAAGGUUGUGGAAACCCCAGACCUGUUCCAGCACGCUCCAAGCGUUCACCAAAAGAGUCAGGGGGCAAUAGGAGGCCUUUCCGCACGUACACCGCCGAGGAAAAACCAACCACAGCGGCAGGCACCAACUUGGACCGAUUGGUUACAGAACUGAAAGAGCGCCUGCGACCCAUGGGGAGUUUCUGGGUGUCCCUCCCACAUACCAUCUGCAACGAUGAAAAGAUGGCGGCCGACGUCACGAAUGAAGACCGCUGCUGGAAUGGGCAGAAUAGGGGCAGAUAUCUGCCAGAGGUGACAGGCGACGGGCUGGCCAGCCAGCUCAACAACCCUGAGGUGGAGGUCGACAUCGGGCGGCCUGACGUGAAAACCAGACAGCUAAUCAUGGAGCUUAGGGUGGUCACCAACAAACUGAGACACGCGCAGAGUGGACAGGACACGGACUUCAUGGACAGUGAAGAAGGCAGCGGUUCAGGUGACACCGACACAAGCGAGCGCUACAACGACGACUGGCCGGGAUACGGGCCUCACUCCUUGCCUCCUCGUAAGCCUGCGUCCAGCCCCGCAAAGCCUCCUCGGGUCCGAGAAAGAAAUGGGCACAAGGGCAACCGGAACCACGGUAGAGUUCCUUCUGCAGCAAUUCGGCUCACUUCCUCCCUGCUUGCUUCAUUAUUACCUUUUGUGCUCAUUAUGGCUUCACGUUGGAGAUAA